UCAGAGAGGAGGCUGUUCCGGUGGGGAGUUUGAAUCCGAGUCUGGUCCCGCCGUGCCCAUCCUUACGCCAACCACGAUGACCUCCCGGGAAGCUGUGGGUGAACCCCCUCCGCUCCUGGGGACGCCGGCCGACGCUGAGCGUCCUCCACGAGCACUCCCACCUGUGCCAAGUGCUAUCCAAGACGAUAUUCCACUUAGUCAUCCUAAGAAAAAGAAGUCCAGAGCAAAAAGCACGCUAGCUACCUCUUCUUCAGAAGGCCAUGCUGAGCCCGUUGUUAACAGGAGGGCUGAAGGCAGUGAGCCACCAACUGCAGAACUCAAGGAGUACCCAGAAGCUCCUGCUCAAAGGAGACAGAAGAAGAUAAGACCGCCUCCUGAGUUGGAGACUUCCCUCACCGAAAGGCCAUCGAGUCCAUCUCUCCUACGGAACGAAAACGGCAUUGAUGUGGAACCUCGUGAGGAGACAGUGAUUCCGAAACCUCGAAGGAAGGCAAAGAAAACCCAGCCAGCUGAGCCACAGUAUGCUAGUGAGCUAGGGGUGGAAGAUGAAGACAUAGUCACAGAUGAGCAGAGCACUCUAGAGCACCACUCGAGGUUCACGGCCCCCACCGGAGUUAGCCAGCCUGUUGGCAAAGUAUUUGUGGAAAAAAGCCGGAGGUUUCAGGCGGCGGACCGUUCCGAGUUGAUAAAGACCACAGAAAACAUAGAUGUGUCAAUGGACAUGAAGCCAUCUUGGACUACCCGUGAUGUGGCACUUUCCGUGCACCGAGCUUUCAGGAUGGUCGGUCUGUUCUCUCAUGGCUUCCUGGCUGGCUGUGCUGUGUGGAAUAUUGUCGUGAUCUACGUUCUCGCAGGAGAUCAGUUGUCUAACGUCUCCAACCUUCUGCAGCAGUAUAAGCCCUUGGCAUAUCCCUUUCAGAGCCUUCUUUACUUGCUUUUGGCUCUAAGUACAGUUUCAGCAUUUGACAGGACUGACUUUGCUAAAAUAUCAGUAGCAAUCCGGAACUUUUUGGCCCUGGAACCAACAGCUUUAGCUUCUUUUCUGUAUUUUACUGCUCUAAUACUAUCUCUGAGUCAGCAAAUGACAAGUGACAGAAUCCACCUUUACGAACCUUCUGUCAAUGGGAGCCUCUGGGCAGCAGAAGCUGAGGAACCGAUUCUCGUGCCGUGGAUCAUAGUGAAUCUGGUGGUGGCUCUCCUGGUUGGAUUGUCCUGGCUCUUUUUGUCUUACAGGCCAGGCAUGGAUCUUAGUGAAGAGUUAAUGUUCUUUUCUGAUGUGGACGAGUACCCCGAGAAAGGAACCAAAGCAUCUCCAUAGCCCUGGCUCCUUCCCUGCAGAGUGACACCUGCGCUCCCCACUCCUGUUUUUAAGAGUAUUUUUAUAAGAUAUGUGUAUUUACAAUUGAGCUUUUGUUACAUAAUGCUAAAAUGCUACUGGAGAUUAUGAAAAAUGUUUAAAUGAUAUCUGGUCUUUAUACCACACAUUAACAUCUUUAUUAUUAUCACCUUAGUGAUACAGGAGAUAAUGAGCUAAAAAAAAAAAAAAAAAAAAAAAAAAGGCAGGUGAUAAUGUUUGUUUCCUGUUCUCUCAAAUUUGCUAAAUUCAUAAUUAUUAUCUAAAAAGCACCAAUUUAAAAAAAGCCUUAACUUCAGUGUUAUAAAAUAUACAUCAAGCUUAAAUGUAAAUUUAGAAAAUGGGGGAGAUGGAAAAAUGUCUUCAUUUUAUAUUUUAUAUUUUUGAUGUCUUCUUAUUGAACAUACUGCAGUAUAUAAUUUGUGUUUUCUGAAUCUGGCCAGUGUUGUGUAUCAUGUAAUAAUUAUGUUGUCAUUUGAAUUGAAAGAUGCUUUAUAGCUAAUAAAACAGAAAUACAUCUCUU
This is a messenger RNA of Mus pahari (shrew mouse), 1877 nucleotides long. RefSeq names its product transmembrane protein 237 (gene Tmem237). Gene Ontology annotation, biological process: cilium assembly. Gene Ontology annotation, cellular component: ciliary transition zone. The record is from RefSeq and is a predicted model, not a curated record. Bases 77 to 1318 code for a protein of 413 amino acids. Lineage: Eukaryota; Metazoa; Chordata; Mammalia; Rodentia; Muridae. The transcript has 13 exons.